Diaporthe amygdali is the source of this 1851-nucleotide messenger RNA. RefSeq lists its product as uncharacterized. Lineage: Eukaryota; Fungi; Ascomycota; Sordariomycetes; Diaporthales; Diaporthaceae. The record is from RefSeq and is a predicted model, not a curated record. Bases 1 to 1851 code for a protein of 616 amino acids. The transcript has 4 exons.
AUGUGGGGCAUCCGCGCUCUAGCUGCUGCGGGCUUGUGGACGCAAGUCGCACUUGGAGCCGACUUCGACUGGUCCGCUAUCGUGCCAUCAGAGCAGUUGCACUACCAUCCGUGCUACGAUGGUUAUCAAUGCGCGAGGCUCUCCGUGCCACGAGAUUGGCAAGAUGCUAACAACACCAAACGAGUUGCCAUCGCCAUCACCACUCUUCCCGCCACUGUCCCUUCAGAUGACCCGUCUUUUGGAGGGACAAUCAUCAUCAACCCUGGAGGGCCAGGCGGUUCUGGUGUCAGGGCGGUCCAGAGCUAUGGGCGCCGGCUGCAAGCCAUGACCGAGGGUAAAAAGCAUUAUGCCAUUCUGGGAUUUGAUCCUCGCGGCAUCGCCUACACAACUCCCAGAGCCGACUGCUUCGGCGGGAGUCAUAUAUUUGCACGCGAUUCGCUGAUAUUAGAGUCGAGGGGCAUUGGUGGUCUCGAUGCAAGUGAUAAUGGGCUGAGACGGAUCUUGGCCCUCGAUCAGGCUUUCGGUAGCCUCUGUGAGACAAAAGAUCUCGAUGAUGACAUCUUGGCAUACGUCUCUACGGCGUCCGUUGCACGGGACAUAAUUGAGAUCACCGAUCGGACGGAGGAGCUCCGGCGUGCAGAGCGAAUCGCUCCUUUAGACACAAAGCAGCACCCGAUAAGUGCUGGCACGGAGCAUUCCCACGACAAGCCUGCUCGUGUCUUGUACUGGGGAUUCAGCUAUGGCACAAUCCUCGGAAAUACCCUGACAUCAAUGUUCCCAGGACGCAUGGGACGAGUUGUUUUAGAUGGUGUUGACGACAUAUACGACUAUUAUGAGGGCAAGUGGCUGAACAACCUCCUUGAUACAGAGAAAAUCGUGGACUAUUUUUAUGGGACAUGCUUCGAUGGUACCGAGAACUGCCCACUUUGGGAGAGUGGUGACAAAUCAAGCGACGACAUCAGGAGUCGCGUCGAUAAACUAAUUUCAGAUGUCGACCAAAACCCCAUCAGCCUUGUUCAGAGCGACGGGUCAUCGAACCUCCGAGUCAUUACAGGCAACGACAUUCGACAAGUCUUCAUCCUUCCUUUAUACGCCCCUCUUCCAUUCGGCUUUACUUAUCUCGCGACCGCUCUAGCCCACGCGCUCAAGGGCAACUACUCAAUAAUCGCCAUAAACCUCCAACUGCCGCUUCUACAGGACGCCUGCAGCAUCCAUAACUCUACGGAGCAAGGGCUAGGCGACGCACAAACAUCAAUCCUCUGCGGCGAUGCUGACUACGCCGAUCCAGACGGGCGUUACCACAGCGGCGAGAAGCAGGGCUUUCCUUUCUGGAAAGAGAACACUGAAAAGCUCAAGAAUCAGUCCUCAACCAUGGGCCCUUUCUGGGCAGGAAUAGCCUCGACUUGCUCCGGCUGGCGGGUCCGACCAAAGUGGCGCUACGCUGGCCCGUGGGGUACUCCUCCUGCUGACCCGGGCCUGAAGGAGGGAGCCCCUGCCGCCCCGGUUUUGUUGACUACUAGCAGACUAGACCCGGUGACGCCUCUACAUGUUGCUAACUUGAUGUCUAAUGAUCAUCCCGGCUCAGCGGUCCUGAUACACGAGACCGUUGGGCACUGCGCGAUGGCAACCGGGUGGAGUGAGUGUUUCAACGAGCAUAUCAGGGCGUACUUCGAUGACGGAAUCAUGCCUGCGAACGGAACUGUCUGUGACACUACUUGUAAGCCGUUCUCAAAAGACGGUCUCUGUCUGCCUCCAGCUGCAGUUGUGGCCGCCGGCGGUGAUGGAAACUUCUUUGAUUUCGCUGCGGACCGUCGCUCCAGGUGGUCUUUCAGACCUCUAGGUAUCAUCUAG